UCCCGCUCCCGCCCCCUCGCCUCGCCGGGCCGCCGGGGCCGCUCCUCCCCUGGGUGGGUCUCGGCUCCUUUUCUGGCAGGGUCUAUUUGCAUAGAGGAAACUGCCCAAAGUGGCCGCUGUGGAGGAGCUGGCAGCGGGGAAGGGGGUGUGCGCCGCGGUCCAGCAGCUGCCCAGAGGCCGAGCCCCGCGCCCGGCCGACCUCGUGCCUCGGGCUCUCCCGACCGCUCCCACACGCUCAGCCUGCGUCCCCGGGCUCUGUGCACCGCCGGCUCCGAGAGCUCACGCUCGACGAGCGCGCCAUGAGUCCAGGCCGGCGCGCCUGCGAGGACGAGCGGAACGGAGACCCGGCUGGCGGCGGCGGCGGACCGGUGAGCCCCGCGACUGGAGCGCGGGCCUGGGCGGUGAGCGCGCUGUGCCUGCUGCUCUCCGCGAGCUCGGCGGUCGCCUGCCUGCUGCUGGGCGUCCAGGCAGCCGCGCUGCAGGGCCGGGUGGCGGCCCUCGAGGAAGAGCGGGAGCUGCUGUGGCGCGCGGGGACUCCCGACGCCUUGGCCGCCUGGGCCGAGCCGCGGCUGGAGCGCCUGCUGCGUGAGAAGUUGGAGGGACCAGUCAAGCUCCGGACAGUUCGAGAAGCACCGACAGACUGUGUCUGCCCCCCAGGCCCCCCUGGACGGCGUGGCAAGCCCGGAAGAAGAGGUGAUCCCGGUCCUCCUGGGCAAUCGGGACGAGAUGGCUACCCGGGGCCACUGGGUCUGGAUGGAAAGCCUGGACUUCCAGGCCCCAAAGGGGAAAAGGGUGCACCAGGAGACUUUGGCCCCCAGGGAAAUCCAGGGCAAGAUGGAGCUGCUGGGCCUCCAGGGCCCCCAGGACCCCCUGGGGCCCGGGGCCCUCCUGGCGACACCGGGAAAGAUGGCCCCAGGGGAGCACCAGGCCCAGUGGGUCCCAAAGGAGAAGCUGGACAAGAUGGUGCAACGGGCCCAAGUGGACCCCCAGGGCCCAAGGGGGAUGAUGGGAUACCAGGCCAACCAGGGCUCUCUGGACCCCCAGGGCCCAAGGGGGAGCCCGGCCACCCAGGCACUGAUGGAGCCACGGGGCAGCGGGGUCCCCCAGGCCUCAAGGGUGAACAAGGAGACACAGUGGUAAUUGACUACGAUGGCAGAAUCUUGGAUGCCCUUAAGGGUCCUCCUGGGCCACAGGGGCCCCCAGGGCCACCAGGGAUCCCCGGAGCCAAGGGCGAACUCGGAUUGCCUGGUGCUCCUGGAAUCGACGGAGAGAAGGGUCCCAAAGGACAGAAAGGAGACCCAGGAGAAGCCGGACCAACAGGACCCAAAGGGGAAGCAGGAGAGAUGGGCUUGUCAGGCCUCCCGGGUGCCAACGGCCCCAAAGGAGAGAAGGGAGAGUCGGCAUCUGACAAGCUACAGGAGAGCCUGGCCCAGAUCAUAGCAGAACCAGGGCCCCCAGGCCCUCCUGGUCCCCCAGGCCCCAUGGGCCUUCAGGGGAUGCAGGGUCCCAAGGGCUUGGAUGGAGCAAAGGGAGAGAAGGGCUCGUCGGGUGAGAGAGGACCCAGCGGCCUGCCUGGGCCAGCUGGCCCACCAGGCCUUAUUGGGCUGCCAGGAACCAAAGGAGAGAAGGGCAGACCCGGGGAGCCAGGACUAGAUGGUUUCCCUGGACCUCGAGGAGAAAAAGGAGACCGGAGCGAGCGUGGAGAGAAGGUGGGAAAGGGGGAUCGCGGUGUCCCGGGUCGGAAAGGAAUGAAAGGCCAGAAGGGCGAGCCGGGACCCCCAGGCCUGGACCAGCCGUGUCCUGUGGAGAAUCUUAGAUGCAGAGGCAGGCGAGGGGCGCCAGGUUCCAGGGGCCUGGCCAGGGCCGGUGGACCCUGCCCUGCGGGCCCCGAUGGACUGCCUGUGCCUGGCUGCUGGCAUAAGUGAUCCUGAGCACGCAGUUCACAACCUGUAUAGAUCCUUGUGGACAUUUUUAACUUUUGUAAAAACAAAACAGUAAUAUAUUGAUCUUUUUUCACGGGAUGCAACACCAAUACUUGUGGCCUUUUAACAUAUGAGAGUAUGCCCAGCCCAGCCCCAGGACAAUCAGUGUGUGAAGCUGGCAGGAAAGCGGACAGGCCCCCUGGGGACACUGUGUACUUGCAGGGCUCCCUCAGGGCUUGGCUUUCCCAGGAAGGAGAUGAAAGUAAAUUGCCUGGCUCAGGAGAGGCUGCAGAGAGGCCAGGUUGGGCUUUUGGUCACCUGAGAGCAGAGACUCUGGCUGUUCCGCUGCCCUGCAAGAGCUUGCCCUCUGAAGCUCUGGAGCCCCGGGGCCAUGCCAUCCACAAAGGCUCGUGGCAUGAACAGCAAACACAACUGAUCUUGGCCCCUCUGGCCUCUGCACUCAGCCACAGCCAGCUGCCCACCACUCUGGGCCCCCUUGGGCCCUGGGUUCACCAGGGCAGGACAGGACUUCCACCCAGAACUCAUAGCUGGAGCUGUGGGAAGCAACCUAAGUGGGCUGAGCUCCCAUCGAGUGCUGUAGGCCUCAGGAACCAGCCUGCCUGCUAUGAGAACACGUGUCCUCUGGCCAGAAGUAAAGGCCAGGCUCUUUGAUCACUACCAUGUGGACCUAGCACCAGGGAGCCCUCUGAUCCUCGAACACAGAGGUCCCAGGCUGGAAAGUCUGCUGUUUCCUGUUUUUCACCACACCCACCACAUGAGGGAUGUGAUGGGACUGCCAGCCUGAGAAGAUGGACUGCCAGCUCAGAGUUUGGGCCUCGAUGACCCCAAGUCUCCCCACCCAGGGGAACUCUGGUCAGCCUGCCAAAAAUGAGUCCUCUGAGUGAGCUAUGUAAAUGAAAAGAGCCUCAGGGCUGCUUCCACGCCUGUCUGAGUAGGUGGCCUGUGCCCUCAGCCAAUGAUGCUCUGAGAAGAGGUUCCCCUCCUCUGACAAGGGGCCCCAGCCACCGGCUCCAGACCAACUACUUGCCUCCCCCUCUGUGUAGAUGGAUAUUGUUGUGUGUAAUAAAUCACAAAUGUGUGUCUGGGUAUGUCUGUCCUUGCAGACUGCCCCAAGGGCUAUCCCUA
Messenger RNA from Capra hircus (goat), 3068 nucleotides. RefSeq names its product collagen type XXIII alpha 1 chain (gene COL23A1). The coding region runs from base 300 to 1925 and encodes 541 amino acids. NCBI's taxonomy places the organism in Eukaryota, Metazoa, Chordata, Mammalia, Artiodactyla, Bovidae. The record is from RefSeq and is a predicted model, not a curated record. The transcript has 28 exons.